UUUUCAUAUAAUAUAUAUCUGAUUGCAAUAACUUCUUCUAAUCGAUUCGAUUUUUUCUUUUUCUUCUGAUUUUUGUUACUGCAGGCUGAAUCUGGAUCUGUUUUCUUCAUUGAUAGUUAUACUCAUCAAUUCCUUCGCGCUCGAUCCUCCGACGAUGUCUCUCAGUCAGAGCCAAUGCUGUUACCUGAAGUUGGUGCCACCGUGUCAGUCUUGCUUGGUUUUCCACCACCAGUGAUGCUUUCAGCUGCUGGUUCAUCAAAGCUGAAAGAGGUUCUCAUUCCUAAUCCAUUGACAGACCUCGCGCUUUUUGUGCUUGAAGUUAUUGGAGUUGACGAUCCUCUUGUUGUUGACACCAAGAAAGGUCUCUUCCGCAAAGCCUUGAAGAAUAUUGGUCUGGUUCACAUAAAGUGGACAUUGAGCUUCCAGAUGAAGAGGAAGUAUCUGUUAUUCUUUGGACGAGCCACUAAGAGAUUACUCUGAAGAAGAGAUCAAUGACUUGGCAUCUUGGUUGGGUGGAUCUUAUUUCCCUGAUGCUACUAAAUCUCUGCAUGGAGUAUUGACAAUUCCCUUGGAAAAUGGUGACAAUGUGAACCUUCAUUUGUCAAAGAAAGUGCACAGGGAAUUUGCA
Hibiscus syriacus is the source of this 628-nucleotide messenger RNA. RefSeq lists its product as uncharacterized. The record is from RefSeq and is a predicted model, not a curated record. The coding region runs from base 175 to 480 and encodes 101 amino acids. NCBI's taxonomy places the organism in Eukaryota, Viridiplantae, Streptophyta, Magnoliopsida, Malvales, Malvaceae. The transcript has 7 exons. Gene Ontology annotation, cellular component: endomembrane system.